AGGAUGUCAGGGCUGGACGCCGAAGGGCGUGGACCUGGGAUGGAGCUAUGUUACGUAAUGCUCCAUUCAUCUCUCACGCCUCUCCUCCUCAUCCUCUGCACAUGUUCGUCCCACAGUGUCUGAUCUGCCUCAGCUCCCUGCUGCCCUCCCCACCGCGCAGAGGAAGGAAGUACAGGAGCUCAUAAAUGAUCCAGUCUCCUGGUUGCAAUGGCCACGGUAGUGAUGGAGCAGAUUGGCCGGCUUUUCAUCAACGCCCAGCAGCUCCGACAGAUCCCGCAGCUGCUCGAGUCAGCCUUCCCGACGCUGCCCUGCACUGUCAAGAUUUCCGAUGUCCCCAGGGUGUUCCGCGAGCGCCACAUCCUCACGGGCUACAGGCAGACAGAUCAGAGCUGGCGGUACUACUUCCUCACCCUCUUCCAGAGGCACAACGAGACCCUGAAUGUGUGGACCCACCUGCUGGCAGCCCUCAUCAUCCUCGUGAAGUGCCAGGAGAUCUCAGAAACGGUCGAUUUCCUGCGUGAUCCUCAUGCCCAGCCCCUCUUCAUUGUCCUCCUGUCAGCCUUCACCUACCUCUCCUUCAGUGCUCUUGCCCACCUCCUGUCCGCCAAAUCAGAGCUCUCGUACUACACCUUCUACUUCCUCGACUAUGUCGGGGUGUCCGUCUACCAGUACGGGAGCGCUCUGGCCCACUACUACUACGCGAUAGAGAAGGAGUGGCACAGCUCGGUGCAGGGGUUCUUCCUGCACACUGCUGCAUUUUUGGCUUGGCUCACUUGCUUUGGGUGCUGCUACGGUAAAUACGCGAGGCACGACCUGCCCAAGUUUGCCCACAAGCUCCUCCAAGUGGUGCCCUCGGCCUUGGCCUACUGCUUAGACAUCAGCCCGGUGGUCCACCGCAUCUACAGCUGCUACUGGGAGGGCUGCUCCGACCCGAUAGUGCUGUACCACGUCUACCACGUGAUCUUCUUCCUAAUCAGCGCCUAUUUCUUUUGCUGCCCACACCCAGAGAGCCUGCUCCCUGGGAGGUGUGACUUCUUCGGGCAGGGCCACCAGAUCUUCCACGUGCUGGUGGUGGUGUGCACGCUGAUGCAGAUUGAAGCCCUGCGGACUGACUUCACGGAGCGCCGCCCUCUCUACGAGCGCCUCCACGGAGACGUCGCCCACGACGCCGUGGCGCUCUUCAUCUUCACCACCUGCUGCUGCGCUCUCACUGCGUUUUACGUGCGCAACCGCGUGCGCGCCGCCCUCUGCGAGAAGAAGGAGUGAGGACGGGGGUUUUUGAUCCAAAAGUGAGAAGGGUUAAUUUAUUUUACUCAGUAGUGAUGGUUUUAAAAUACUUAACAUGUUUUUUUUUUUGUCUAUGAGAAAUAUUGGUUUGUGACGGUGACUUCUGCUUAUUUCUCUUGCCAAACUACCGUGAAGUAACGUGACUGAGGAUGUGAUUUUGUGACUUACAGUGAGGAACAGGGGGAAACUUGGAUUGCGUCCGUAGCCACACAGAUUCUUAUCAGCUGUUUUACUUUAACAUGCAACAACUGUUGUUUUAAUCCAGGUGAGCAGAUACAUUAAAAGGUAUUUUAAAACGCCCUCUUAAACUUUAUUCUGUAUACGCUGCCUGCCUUAAUCAGAUUGUAGCAUUUUAGGUUAUGCAAACAGUUCACUCAAAAUGUAUAGACUGGAUUCUAAUAAUUACAAGCAAAUAUCUUUUUUCUACAGAUUUCUACCCAGCCUUUGAGUAUGACAGCAAAUCUAUUUGUCUUUAAUGGGUUGUGUUGAUUUGUGAGGUUCUAUAAAGUUAUUAUAAGUAAUAAUUCCCUUGCCUGUUGUGGACAGAUGCUAUAUGAGGAUGAGUUUGUUGAAAAUUAAAUAAUUAGGAGCCAUGUUAGCCUUUGACUUGAUGACUUGACUCAAGUCAGACUUGAGUCACAGAUUUAACUUUGACUUGAUUCCUACUGACCUGUGACUUGACAUGGAUUUUAAAUGUUCUAAUUACAGUCAAAAAUAAUAAUUGAGAAAUAAAAUAUCCCCACAUCAUUAAUGCUUCACCCCUUAAUAAGUGUUGCAUGUCAUCCACGCGGUGAUAACUACAGUGAUAAAUGGUGUUGAACUAAGAAUCCCUCAUUUAUGUUUUAAUUUGUGUGAGAUAUGUAUGGCUUUUUUCCCGAAAUGCCUCAUGCUUUCUGGCGAUGCUGAAGAAUGUUUUUAUUUUGAAUUACAGGUUUUAAAAGGAAUAGUUCUACAAAUAAAAUAAUAUUUUGUUUCAUUGAGUAUAGAUUUGAUGCAAAAAA
Molecule: messenger RNA, 2288 nt
Organism: Fundulus heteroclitus (mummichog)
Lineage: Eukaryota; Metazoa; Chordata; Actinopteri; Cyprinodontiformes; Fundulidae
Gene: paqr7b
Product: progestin and adipoQ receptor family member VII, b
Exons: 2
Coding region: 208-1266 (352 amino acids)
Biological process (GO): response to steroid hormone
Cellular component (GO): plasma membrane
Molecular function (GO): nuclear steroid receptor activity; steroid binding
Source: RefSeq, a predicted model, not a curated record